This is a messenger RNA of Rhagoletis zephyria (snowberry fruit fly), 1096 nucleotides long. It is a transcript of the gene MED18, whose product is annotated as mediator complex subunit 18. Gene Ontology annotation, cellular component: mediator complex; core mediator complex. Lineage: Eukaryota; Metazoa; Arthropoda; Insecta; Diptera; Tephritidae. The record is from RefSeq and is a predicted model, not a curated record. Gene Ontology annotation, molecular function: transcription coregulator activity. Gene Ontology annotation, biological process: regulation of transcription by RNA polymerase II; termination of RNA polymerase II transcription.
UGCAUCGAUGUUUUAUUGAACCCCUAGAAAGUAUCGAGUAUGUUCUUUGAUUUACUUGUAUCGAUUCAUACCUACUAAUGAUAUUUUAAUACAUAAACAAAACGAGAACAUUAACAUUAUUUUGUAAUAGUCAGCAAUUAACUUCUUGGAUAUUUGAAAUGUCACAAAUAACUUCUUCCAAGGAGUUGUUAUCGCAAGCUCUUCAAAGCCGGAUUAUUCCAAAUCAAGAAUAUUUGCUACAAGGAUCUAUCCUCGAUUCUGCUGUUGACCAUUUAAUACACAGGUUAAGAGGACUAUGCGAUACGGUCGAUGCAUCGCCAGAAUCCUUUCACGAUUUAGAAGUAUGUUUGAGUCUACGACAACCAACACAAACCGCACCUCUAAUGCUCCGCGUUCGAAGGGCAUUAGAUAGAGAUGCACCAUUUCAGUUAAGAUACAUUGGACAGCCGGAACUAGACAGAUCCCGGCCAACACUAGUGCGCUCGAGCAUAGAUGUUGGAUGCACAUCCACAAUUUUAGACUUUCUCACGGAAUUGGGCUGCAGAUUGGACUUCGAAUACGUGAGUCGUGGAUACAUAUUUCGGAAAGGAAGGAUGAAAAUAACUGUUUCCAAAAUAAAACCUGUUCCUGGGAAACAACAAGAGAUGGGUACAGAGUCAGUAUCUCAGAGCUAUCUCGUUGAACUCUCUGUCCUGGCUCCAAAUGGUCAAGAUUCCAUCGGAGAUGAAAUGCGUGUCUUUGCUGAGCAAUUAAAACCCUUGGUCCAGUUGGAGAAGAUAGAUUACAAACGGCUUGGAGGUUUACCAUAAUUAAGUUUCCGUUUCGGCUAGACACUUACGUAAUAACUAUCCGUUUUAUUUUAGCAGAUUCCGAACGAACUAUGCGUACAAUGCCCCAAUUGCUCGUGCCCUACGCGAACUAAACGAGAUCUCUUAAUUCUGUUGAACUUGAUCUUUCAGUUUCUAAAUUAAGCUUUUCGUCACAACUAAACUCUUACUUUAAAUAAACAAAAUUUUAUAAUGGUACUUUAGUUAUAAGUAGUCAGUAAAAACGUAUGUUUCUUGACUUAUGAAUGAAAUAAAGAUUGUUGAAAUAA